AUGACGCCCCGCAAAGCGGUGCGCUCACCGCCCCGAUCUGCCCAACGAACAAGCAGAUUCAACCUCGAAAUCAUACCUUUGACCCCCCAUCCAGCAACAGAUCAAUUCAUCGACGCGACAACCCCGAUCCCCCGCCUCUCCAUCCGCCACAACAUGGACCGCAUCGUCCUACCCCCGCCGACGAACCGCAAACGCGCACUGCCGCAGGGCGAGCUGGAGGCGGCCUCGACGCUGAAGCUUGGCGCGGACCAGAAUACACAUACCCUCUCGCUGUCCGAGGCGCGACUGGUUAUUCACAAGGUUUUGGAGAAUAAGCGUCGUGGUGGGAAUAAAUAUGAAGAGCCUGAGACCCUGGAUAAAACGCUCGUUUACCUGGAUGUGUUUGCGCGAUUCAAGGACGAGGAGAAUAUCAAGGCGGUGGAGCGACUAUUGAACUCGCACACGGAAUUGGAGAUGUUUGAGCGGUCGCAGUUGGGUAGUUUGUGCUGCGAUAAUGCGGAGGAGGCCAAGUCUCUGAUCCCCAGUCUGCAGAAUAAGAUUGGCGAUGGAGAUCUGCAGGAAUUGCUGGACGAGCUGACCAAGCUGCGCAACUUUACGGAGUGA
Penicillium waksmanii is the source of this 603-nucleotide messenger RNA. RefSeq names its product DNA-directed RNA polymerase II subunit RPB4. The coding region runs from base 1 to 603 and encodes 200 amino acids. Gene Ontology annotation, molecular function: translation initiation factor binding; nucleotide binding. Gene Ontology annotation, cellular component: RNA polymerase II, core complex; P-body. The transcript is spliced from 3 exons. Gene Ontology annotation, biological process: positive regulation of translational initiation; transcription initiation at RNA polymerase II promoter; nuclear-transcribed mRNA catabolic process, deadenylation-dependent decay. NCBI's taxonomy places the organism in Eukaryota, Fungi, Ascomycota, Eurotiomycetes, Eurotiales, Aspergillaceae. The record is from RefSeq and is a predicted model, not a curated record.